AUGGAUAAUCACCAGCAGCAGAGGGAGGAGCAGCCAUACCUCCUCCAUGAUCACCUCCUCCACCACCACUGGCCGCCCUUGCAGGGCCAACAGCAGCAGCCACUGCAACAUCAACACCCGCUGUAUCUCCUCAAUGAUCAGCAGCAACCGGUUCAGCAAGGCAUAAUUCUCCACGAAAAUUCGCAGAAUUUUCUGGAUUCUAUGCCUCGCGGUUACAGGUUUUGCCCCACUGAUGAAGAGCUAAUUGUACACUACUUGAGGAAAAGGAUCGCCAAGGCUCCAUUACCACUUAACAGAAUUCAUGAAGCCAAUGUCUACGGCCACAAUCCUCAAGAACUUACAAAUAGAUACAGAUCGGAUAGCCUUCAUAACGUGAACGGAUGGUACUUCUUCACCUAUUUGACGAACAAAUACCCCAAAGGCAGCCGUCCCUCUCGAUCAUGUGGAGAUGGUGGAUUUUGGAAACCCACCGGCAAAGACAAGAAGAUUUAUUACAAUGGCAAUACCGUCGGAUACAGGAAGUCACUAGAUUUCUUACUUGGGCCUGGUGAAAAAACGGCUUGGAAGAUGCAUGAAUAUAGAAUUCAUGCAAAUAACCCCAAGUCGGAUCCAGUUUUAUGUAGAUUGUAUAUGAACAUAAGACGCAAAAAAAAAGAUGAAAGUGAAGGUGACACAGUAGAAUUGAUGAGGGAAAAUCUUGACCAGUGUUUUACAGUGAAUGAAGCUCCCAUGCAGAAUGAGGACAAUGAUUUGGCGGUUGGCAAUAUUUCCUCUGCUGGUUCUACAAACAAUCAAUGUAUGGAGUAUAUUACCAGCACUCUAGACACAGGAGGUGAUGCCAAUUCAAACCAGGUUAUCUAUGAUCUUUCUAGUUUCCAAUUUCCUGAUCAUCCAUUUCAAGAUUUCCAAGGAUACACUAAUUCUCAUGGUGGGCUCGAAGCAAUUACUCAAGAGUUCACUGAACCGUUCCAUUUAUCAAAGGGUACCAUGAUGCCCUCCAAUUUGAGUACGGAACCGUUCCAUUUAUCAAGGGGUACCAUGAUCCCCUCUGAUUUGAAUAUGGAGGAUGUUUCGAAGUAUGCUAUUGGUGACACAGUAGAAUUGAUGGGGGAAAAUCUUGACCAGUGUCUUACAGUGAAUGAAGCUCCCAUGCAGAAUGAGGACAAUGAUUUGGCGGUUAUCUAUGAUCUUUCUAGUUUCCAAUUUCCUGAUCAUCCAUUUCAAGAUUUCCAAGGAUACACUAAUUCUCAUGGUGGGCUCGAAGCAAUUACUCAAGAGUUCACUGAACCGUUCCAUUUAUCAAAGGGUACCAUGAUCCCCUCUGAUUUGAGUACGGAACCGUUCCCAUUUAUCAAGGGUACCAUGAUCCCCUCUGAUUUGAAUAUGGAGGAUGUUUCGAAGUAUGCUAUUGGUGGUACUGAUUUGUCCGACUUAGCAUGGCAAAAUGGUUGUGCUGGUGGUUAUGUCAAUAUGACCUCUCUCCAAAUUGAUGGUGAGAAUUCAGGCAAUAAGUAG
Molecule: messenger RNA, 1515 nt
Organism: Coffea eugenioides
Lineage: Eukaryota; Viridiplantae; Streptophyta; Magnoliopsida; Gentianales; Rubiaceae
Exons: 4
Coding region: 1-1515 (504 amino acids)
Biological process (GO): regulation of DNA-templated transcription
Molecular function (GO): DNA binding
Source: RefSeq, a predicted model, not a curated record